UUCUAUAAACCGAGCUGUGGUGUUGCCUAAAAUGCAGCAUAAAAUGUGCACAUUUUUUUCUCGAGUUAAAAUGUGCACAUUUUAGCACGUACUACUACAGUACAGUAUAUGUGUGUCAUCCCGAAUUGUCUGACGAGCUCACGGACGAAGCAAACAGAAUACAUAAUUUUGAAUGAUUAUGCCCCCCAUCUCGCAAAAAAAAAUGAUUAUGCCCCGCAAAAAGAAAAAGAAAAACUUUGAAUGAUUACGACCAUGUGUUCAGAAUCUGAACGCUUGCGCUCCAAAAUUCCGUUUACAUAAGGUAAAUACCGGCAUUUAGACAUAAUCAAAAAACUUGUAUAAAUAUGGAGUAUUGACAAUUUUUAGCACGAAUCACGGCAACCCCUAUAAAUUCACUCGCCAUGCCUCAGACGUUACUCCGCAGCAUCAAGCAGCUAGCCAUAUCUCGUCUCUCUCGUCUCACUCCUCUGUUUCUUUCCCGUCGACCACAGAGUGACAUUGAGGUUGCAAUCCAGCUAGAAGGCCAUCCUACAGUCUGCAGCAUUGCCAUGGACGCCACAAAGACAGCAGCCAAGGCUGUGGCGGCAGGAAACGGCGACGGAGACGCCGCUCCGUCCGCCGCACCGAAGCCGGUGCCUCGGCAGGAGGAGCCGCUGCCAGGAGACGCGGCCGACCCGGCGCCUGCGAAGGCAACGACGAGCGCUACUGUCGCGGAGAGCGGCGUGGAGGACGAGCAGGUGGAGAGGUUCUACGCGCUGCUGGCCAACAUCCGGGCCAUGAGGGGCAUGAACGAGAGCGGGAGCGACGAUGCCGGCGCGAGCUCGGAGGGUGCCAGCGAGGUCUGCGGCGGCGGGAGGAAGCGCGCGCGCUGGGCAGAGCCGCCUUGGAGGCCGGCGUUCAGGAUGGAGGACUUCGAGGACGCCAGCGCGUCCAAGAAGGACAUGAAGGACGACGGUGCCGCCAGCCAUCGGCGCCCGGGCAAGGAGACCAAGGACGAGGAUGGCGGGAAGGAGGACGACGUGGCACGGAAUGGCCGUGGAGUCGUCACGCCGUCCCCAGAGAGGAAAGUUUGACUCUCUAUCGCCUUGUCGCUGAUACUGGCUGCGCGCGAAACACGUGUGGUCACGUGUUCUCCGUGGGCGCGUCGUCGGUGGGUCACGGAGGAAAGCUCCAUAUGCUUGCGCUUAUGCCAUGUCCAGCGACACAUUUUAAGCGUCUUACCUGCUGUUGAAAAUAAUUUUAUAAAUGUUCAAGCCCACGGGUACAUGGACACAUGUGCGUUUCUUCCCGGAAUAAAACUUGCCCUGGUUCAUCAGCAAAGCUAAAAUCUUUAUACUGCACGCAGAAAAGAUGUACCCACGCUAAGGAAUCCGAUGCCACUGCAGGGCAAUGCCGCUAGAGGUUAUAUCUGCGGUCUUUCUUCACUGGAUCAGAGUGUAAUUCGUUUUCGUGUACCUGACGAAUCGUAUGAAUAUCAUGGCUUCGGCGAGUUAGAUGCUAUGAUGAUACGAA
This is a messenger RNA of Aegilops tauschii subsp. strangulata, 1512 nucleotides long. RefSeq lists its product as uncharacterized. The record is from RefSeq and is a predicted model, not a curated record. Lineage: Eukaryota; Viridiplantae; Streptophyta; Magnoliopsida; Poales; Poaceae. Gene Ontology annotation, biological process: regulation of systemic acquired resistance.